UCAGCACAUCAUACUGCAAAGUCUUUAGUUGAAUCGAGUUCUGUCAGCGGGACAGUCUCUUCCUGUUCUGUUUUAGUAAGUUCUAGAAGGUGUAGGAUAUUUCUGAAACUAAGGGAGCAGAAAUGGAAAAGGUAAAUGAGUUAAAGGAGAAGGGAAACAAAGCACUAAGUGCAGGAAACCUUGAUGAAGCUGUGAAGUACUACUCUGAAGGAAUUAAGCUCGAUCCAAAGAACCAUGUUCUUUAUAGCAACAGGUCUGCAGCAUAUGCAAAGAAAGGAGAAUAUCAAAAAGCAUAUGAAGAUGGCUGCCGAACCGUAGAGUUAAAACCUGACUGGGGAAAGGGAUAUUCAAGAAAAGCUGCUGCAUUAGAAUUUCUUAAUAGAUUUGAAGAUGCCAAGAAAACAUACAUAGAGGGACUAAAACAUGAACCAGGGAAUCAGCAACUUAAAGAUGGCCUGCAAAAAGUGGAAUCCAGGUUGUCAGCAAGAAAAUCAGCUGUGUACUUUGAGCAAGGUGAUUAUAGUAAAUGCCGUGAGCUGUGUGAGCAAGCCGUUGAAGUUGGCAGAGAAAACAGGGAGGACUACCGACAAAUAGCAGCAGAGAAGUUGAUAAAAGAGCAGGAGAGGCUGGCAUAUAUUAAUCCAGAAAUCGCAUUGGAAGAGAAAAACAGAGGAAACGAAUGCUUUCAAGCAGGAAAUUAUCCGCAAGCCAUGAAACAUUAUACAGAAGCCAUAAAACGCAACCCCGAUGAUGUCAAAUUAUACAGCAACAGAGCAGCGUGCUAUACUAAACUGUUGGAAUUUCAGCUAGCAUUGAAGGAUUGUGAGGAAUGCAUUCGUUUGGAUCCUUCUUUCAUAAAGGGUUAUACCAGGAAAGGAGCUGCUUUGGAGGCCAUGAAAGAUUUCUCUAAAGCCAUGGAGGUGUAUCAGAAAGCUCUUGAACUGGACGCCAAUUGCAAGGAAGCUGUGGAUGGUUGUCAGCGCUGCAUGAUAUCUCAGUAUAACCGGAAUGACACCCCUGAAGAAGUAAAACGUCGGGCAAUGGCUGACCCUGAAGUGCAACAGAUAAUGAGUGACCCAGCCAUGAGGCUCAUCUUGGAACAAAUGCAGAAGGAUCCUCAGGCUCUCAGCGACCACCUGAAGAAUCCAGUAAUAGCACAGAAAAUCCACAAACUGAUUGAUGUUGGUUUGAUUGCAAUCCGGUGAUUAAUUUAUGAAAGAGCCACUAUUCGAGGAAAACACUGUAAAUGGGACACUUCAUGCCAAUUAAACUGUUCCAGAAAGUGGAGCAAAACUGCAUCAUGUACAGCAUCUUAUCCUCCUCUCAGGUCACACCUCCACCAUCUGUGGCCUAGCCACAUUAGGUGCUUGAUGUACAUUUUAUAGCAACAUGCUGUGAAGUUUUACUGUUAACAAUAAGUUGAAAGUUUUUUGCAGACAUGUUGAGGUGUGGAGGAGUUAGGCAUGUUGCAGUCUGUGGUUAUGAAAUUGCAUAUUACACUGCAUGCUGACAAAGUGAAAUAAACAUCAACCUACAUAGUU
Messenger RNA from Protopterus annectens (West African lungfish), 1541 nucleotides. RefSeq names its product stress induced phosphoprotein 1 (gene STIP1). Bases 123 to 1205 code for a protein of 360 amino acids. The record is from RefSeq and is a predicted model, not a curated record. Gene Ontology annotation, molecular function: Hsp90 protein binding. The transcript is spliced from 13 exons. NCBI's taxonomy places the organism in Eukaryota, Metazoa, Chordata, Ceratodontiformes, Protopteridae.